Molecule: messenger RNA, 522 nt
Organism: Oryza brachyantha (malo sina)
Lineage: Eukaryota; Viridiplantae; Streptophyta; Magnoliopsida; Poales; Poaceae
Product: pathogenesis-related protein PRB1-2-like
Exons: 1
Coding region: 10-522 (170 amino acids)
Cellular component (GO): extracellular region
Source: RefSeq, a predicted model, not a curated record
AGGCUACCCAUGGAGAAAGGAGCGGCCUUUGCUGCGGUGAUGAUGGCCAUGGCGGUGCUCGCCACCACCACGACGGGCGCCCUGCAGGUUCAGUUCUCAGAAGCCGAGAAGGCGCAGUUCGUGCAGCUCCACAACGACGCCCGGGCGGCGGUCGGUGUGCGCACGGCGGUGGCGUGGAACGAGGCGCUGGCGGCGAAGGCCCUGGAGCACGCCCGCUACUGCCGGAAGGAGCACAUUCCGGGGCCCUACGGCGAGAACCUCUGGUGGGGGUGGAGCAGCGCCGCCGGGUGGGUCGGCACGCCGGCGGACGCCAUGCGCUACUGGGUCGGCGAGAAGCAGUACUACAACCACGGCAGCAACACCUGCGUCGGCGGCGAGUGCGGCCACUACACGCAGGUGGUGUGGAGCCGCACGUCGUACGUCGGCUGCGCCCGCGUCGCCUGCAACACCGGCGACAUCGGCACCAUGAUCGCCUGCAACUACUACCCUCGAGGCAACAUGAGAGGAGAGAGCCCUUACUAG